This is a messenger RNA of Endocarpon pusillum Z07020, 1116 nucleotides long. RefSeq lists its product as uncharacterized. The transcript has 4 exons. The coding region runs from base 1 to 1116 and encodes 371 amino acids. The record is from RefSeq and is a predicted model, not a curated record. Lineage: Eukaryota; Fungi; Ascomycota; Eurotiomycetes; Verrucariales; Verrucariaceae.
AUGGAGGAAGAUUCCGUGCCAAAGCUCAUACCAUACUAUUUGAUAAGUGUGGAGGAGAGUCCCCAACAGAAAGCGUUGAGACUAUCAUACAACUGGCGCAUGACAGAGCACGGUUGGUUAAGAAUGGACAAGAAGAAGAACCAGGAGCCCUCUGCACCUAAGGAAAUCGCACCACAAGACUUUUUUGGCCAAUGCUUCGAUGAAGAUGAAAAUUGCUGGAUGCAGUGCUUUGAGUUUGACAAGGAUGGCAACAUUGACAGCGACGAUACCUACUUCCACAAAGUCCGAAGCGCAGCAGGCAACAUCGAGGUCGAUCUUGACAAGGCUUUGAGUCUGGUAGCCAAUGUUAGCAAAGCAGCCGGUGCUAUCUUCAUCCUUACGGGCAGUCUAAGGCUUCACUUGUCUGGCUUCUUCAUUGCCGACAGAUUCUUUCUCACUUGUGCACACUUUGCAAUAUCAGCGACGGUCGAAGAAGCAAUAAAGAAGAGUGGGUCGAAGAUGGCGACAGUAUGCACAGACCACAAAAUCCGCAAUAACAAUAAAACCGUCCAUCUGGUCUUUAGGGACGAAGUUCGAGACUUCGCCAUCUUCUGUCUAGACAAGGAUCAGCGACCUCAAUCACCUCACCUUGACCUUGAUCAAAACUUCCCUGGCAUAGACCAGCUAGACUUCAUGACAGAAAUUGCUAAUCGACGAGCCUUUGCCAUUGGUUAUAACUCGAGGGCCCAUGCUGCAAACUUCCCAUGGACACGUGAAAACGUCAUUCAAAACCUUACACCAGAGAAGAAACUACGAGUGCUGGCAACUUCGACCGUGGCUCCGGAAUUCGAGGAUGUCUUUCUGCCAAACCGCAAGACCCUCUCGGUCGGACGCCUCGAUUCAAACCCGCCGGAGAGGAACGCAAUCAUGUGGAAGCAUCGAAUUACUGGCUGGCAUGGCAUUUCUGGGGCCAUGAUUGCUUGCCUUGACCAGCCAUCGACAGCCGAGGCCAGGGUCCAAGUGCUAGGAUUAUUCCGUCGUGGUGAUGAAGGAAACAAGAACGAGAUGGUGCCGCUCACCUCCGAGAUCAUCAAAGUCAUUCGUGCCACUAUUCAAUCAUAUCCAUCAUCCAAUUGA